This is a messenger RNA of Grus americana (Whooping crane), 5217 nucleotides long. It is a transcript of the gene BORA, whose product is annotated as BORA aurora kinase A activator. The record is from RefSeq and is a predicted model, not a curated record. Lineage: Eukaryota; Metazoa; Chordata; Aves; Gruiformes; Gruidae. Gene Ontology annotation, molecular function: protein kinase binding. The transcript is spliced from 12 exons. Gene Ontology annotation, biological process: regulation of mitotic spindle organization; activation of protein kinase activity; regulation of mitotic nuclear division. Bases 218 to 2023 code for a protein of 601 amino acids. Gene Ontology annotation, cellular component: cytoplasm; nucleus.
GCGCAGCCGUGUCCCGGCGGCCUGGUAACGGCGGCAGGUAGCUGUGGCCUGGGUCUCGGCCUCCCAUCAGCCGCUCGGGGCCGAGGAGAACGGCUCGGGGCGAGGCUCAGUGACACUGUCCAGGGGGAGCAGGGGGCUGUUCUCAGGGGGGCCGAGCGCCGCAUCUCCUGUUCUCCUCGCCCUGUGAGAGGGAGCCGCUGUGGUAUAGCUCAGUGUUAUGGGUGAUGCAAAAGAAGCAAAAAUGCAGAUAACACCAGAAACUCCAGGACGAGUCACAAUCUUGAAUCCUUUUGAAAGUCCCAGUGAUUAUUAUACUCUUCAGGAGCAGAUUGUCUCCAGUCCUUCAGUCUUUAAAUCAACGAAAUCCUCAUCUACACCAGGAAAAUUUAGAUGGUCUAUUGAUCAGCUUGCUCUAAUAAAUCCUGUGGAAAUUGACUCGGAAGAUGUUCGACGCCAAGCAAUGUAUUUGAGUCAUGCUAGAAUUGAUAAGGAGACAGAAGACAGAAGGCAAAAAGCCAUUGAGGAGUUUUUCACAAAAAGACUCAUAGUUCCUUCUCCUUGGACUGAACACGAAGGCAAGCAAGUUUCUCAGCUUAAUUCAACUAAAUCCAUAGAUCUAAAUAACAUUUCUCCAAUUGGAAGACAGCUGACUUUGCAGCCUGGGAAAAGCAAUGCUGCUUGUCAGACAGUACUGUCUUUGCCAGUGGAUUUUAAUUUAGAGAAAAUACUAGGUGAAUAUUUUAGAACUGAUGAAUUUGCAGAUCAGUCUCAGGAAAAUCUGAGCUCUUCAUCACUCAGAAGAAAGCUGUUUUUAGAAGAAAAUGGAAGUGUUUCUGAGUGUUUGUCCCCUUCUCUGCAUAGUCCAUGUGGUAGUCAGCCACUUGGAGUGCUUUGUUCAAUUGAUAUAUCUCCAGUUCGGUGCAGAAGCCCUCUUGAAACAUCUAGUUCGGGUCAGUUUUCCUCAAGCCCUAUUCAGGGAGGAACAAGGGCUUACAGUCUUGGAAGUAUAACCAGUCCCACAUUUCCAGAGGGGUCUCCUGCACAUAAUGGUUCUCCUACUUUUUCACCAAUUGCUUUUCACAUAAGAAAGACACCACUGUCAGACCAAAGACAAUUUACAUUUCGUUCUCCAGAUAUUCCUUCUUCCUCAAAUAGAAUGACCCCCCCAAGUACAAGAAGUCCUUAUAUAGAUGGUUGUUCUCCAAUUAAAAAUUGUUCUCCGAUGAGGCUUGGAGCAUGUAGAGGAACUGCCCAGUAUCAGACUUCUGUCAUUAGAAUACCAAUUGCAGUUGAAAAUCAUGGUGAGGAUGAGGAAGACAAGGAAAAUGCUUCUCCAGCAGAAGCUCGGUUCCCAGAAAUGGAUAAUGGAAUAAACGUACGUCAGCAAGACAGUGAUGCUUUUGCACGUGGUACGCAUCUUGUCGUAGCAACUGUGUCUAUUGCACCAGAUCACUCAGAAGCUUGUCAUCAAAGGUUGUCGUCAUUUCAUGAUAUAGAAGGCUCAAAGGAAAAUAAUACUGUAGAUAUGGCUGAUGCAGCUGAAGUGUCAGAGGAAACCACUUGGAUAAAGGAAACAAUCGGAAAUAGCAACGCACCGAUGACCAGCUUUAUGACAGGGAUUACUUUCAGUAUUGAAAACUCUCGCAUGUGCAUGUCACCUCUUGCAGAAAGCAGUGCAAUUCCUUGUGACAACAGUAGUAUUCAGGUGGACAGUGGUUAUAAUACACAGACUUGUGGAAGCAGCAUUAUGGAUACUGCGGGGGCUGAAAACAGUUGCAGAGAAAAUGAUGUGAAUACUAACGUGUUUCAGAAUAAAUCUCAGCUUCUUAGAACAAAGGAAUGUUCUGCUUUAAACCAUAAGGACAAUCAGUUGCUGAGAGCAAAAUCUCCAGAGAAGCAAUCCUGUUUCCAAAAAGCAAAUACACAUAGUACAGUAUUUGGUCAAAAUACAACUUGCAACAUUUCUGCCUGGAAACAUAAAAAUGAAAAUCAAGUUCAGGGAUUUCACAAAAAUGGUAUGUAGUUUUCUGAUGGAGAACUUAAAUUGUGUUGUCUAAUAAAUUUUUAUAUAUGUGACCUCAAUUACUUGGAUUAUACAUACUAUUUUGCUUUUUUAAUGCAAAUGUAAUAAAUUGUCUGGUAUAUAUUAAGGGAGUUUUUAAAUAACGUGUUUUUUUUCAGGUCUUGUUAACAAAUUUAUUGGUAUCAUAACGUGAUCCUUUGGAAAAUUAAGGCAGCUAGACUUGGUACAAAGAAACCAUAGGGUUUUCUCAGAAUUGUGUUCCUUCUGUGAUUAGGGUAGAUUCCGUGAGGAGGCUUGUUUUGAAAGCUUGGAUAUAACUUCAGCUUCAAGAGGAGGAUUUUAGAUAGACUGAGCAAACCUCAGGUAACUUGCAUAGGAGAUAACAAAACUGCAAAACCACCUGCAUUUUAACAGCCAACUCCCAAAGGCAUGAGGAAAACUUUUAUUCGGAGGAGAAAGAAAGGAAAGGAGUAUUAGUUUUGAUUUGGAUUUCUUUUCCCCUGGUUGGAUUUAUUGUGUGGCUUCAGGAAUACUAGCACUGGUACCAAAAAAGAGUUGCUGGAUGGAAAUGAACUGCUUUGGGGUGUGAUGAGAGCAGGGCUGGGGUAACAGGAGAGGGGUGAGUGUCUGUCAGUAUUGGUCUAAAGUCACAGCGAUCAAACUCAGCUGGGACUUUCAUGAGGAAAGAAUGAAACUACAGUGUUCCAGAAAUGGGUCUCUGGAAUAUGUGUAUGUUUUACAGUAGACUGCAAACUGUUAAAAAUGGGUGCUUUGAUUUUAAUACCAGCUACUCCUUUUAAUUAAGUUCUCCUUGUGAACAACUGCAUGAAAACUCUAUUCCAGUUAUGGAAAUUACAUACUUUUCCACAAUUAAAAAAAAAAAAAGUUUAAUUCUCUUAGUAAUAAAAUAAUCUAUAUGUCAGAAGAAGCCUUUUAGCAAUUCUUUGAUCAGUUUUUUUCCUUGGUUUGACAGAAAUCAAGGAAAAGGACAGGUGGCAGAAAUCUUUUAAUAGGAAAAUAGAAUCUCUUUCCCCUAAACAAGCAGUUCUUAGUCUUAAAACUGCACAUCCAUCAGUUACCUUUACCAUGUACUUAAGUAAGAUGUAUUAUUGGUUACUUUAAAAUUAAAUGAUCGUGUUGUUACUUUAGUAAUUGUAUUAGUACUAAUCUUGAAGCUGAUCACCUGACUCCACCAGUGUCUCUUAAGAACACUUGCAUCCAAAUUGAUGCUCUGGUACCCUUUCAAAGGAACGUAAGAAGGUGCAAUAAGUUUAAUUACUCUCACUACAUCAUUAAAAGAAUGGUGCAGCCAUUCUUCUAUUAAAAUGAACCAUUACACUUCUACAUCCCUUUAAUGUUUAAUUGCCAGUAGUAUUACAUCUGCUUACAGAAAUUACCAAAAUAUUUAGAAACAUAAUCAAUUUUUGCAUGCCACUUAUUGGAAAAAGUAUUUAAUAUAAAUAAACUAUUGAUACUUUCAAGAAAACCAUCGAUGAACAAAAGUAAUGGAAUGAGGAGGGUCUGGAAGCCCAGAACUCCUUUUGCCCGAUCAAAUCAGAUUUGCUUAAGUUUGAUUGGAUUUGUUUAGAAGAACCUUCUGAAAUUCUUGUGAAUGGGGGAAAAACCCCCAUAUGGUAAUCUUCUAGCCUUAGAGACUAAGAGGGGGAAGAGACAGAGGGGAAAUGCUGAGAUUUCAGGGCGUUGUAGAGCUCUGAAGUAAACUUUGUUGGAGUAAUCAAAAAGAAAUCUCAUGCGUGCUUCAGGUGAAGUAGUCUUUCUGUCUUUUCCUAGCAAGGAUACUGGAGGGAAGUUCUGCUCCCUGUUCUGUCCCACGACUCACAGAAUGGCUUUGUACCGAACAGGUAGACUGUGGCUGAUGAGUAGCUAUUGGUGCUCUAAGCCUCAAACAGUUGGUCAGACCUAAAUUUGAAGGCAACUGACAACAUUUUUUUAAAAAUCUCAAAAGGGGAUGUAUGAAUGGAAUUACACAGCAUUACAAAGAAUGAGUUAGAUCUGAGACUUGUGUGCGAGUGUCGUAUGAAUAGGAAAGUUCUUGAAAUAUUUUCAUUAAUAACUCACCAGUGGUGGCUUUCUGAGAAAUAUACUUGAAGGAAAAGGGAAACUUCUAUACCAUUGUUAAAGCAUCAUUUGGUUUUAGUUCUCACAUUGCAAAAAUAAUAAUUAAAAAAAUACUUUAGAUUUCUAACCAGCAAGCAUGAUAUGCAUUGUUUUUACUUCCAUAGCAAUUUCAUCAACAUUUCUGUAACACGUAUCUUAUUGACAGCAAUUGAACCUAACAUCCUGAAUUACCUAUUUCAUGAUCUUGUAACGGUGCCCUACUAAAAGCUGGAAAUACACUGAAUUGAUAACUUUUAGGGGAGGAAUUUUGUGAGAGAAUGAACUUAGACUUCUGGAAAAUGAAUUUAUUGAAUAGGGCAUUCAGAAUGUUCUUAACUUUAGCUUGGAAGGUUUGUAGCUCAAAAGCAAGACACAGCUUGUCUGAGAUUUAAAAGUUAUUUUAAACUUUUAAACGUCUUUUCUGUUGCUCAUGAUAAUUCUAACAAUAAUCAGUUGAAAGGGUGAAUUUCAAAUUUCUGGACUGUACAAAGGAUUUAUUUUUGCAAGUGUGAUUACUAGAAAUAGUAGUAAUGUUAAUAUAAAGGGGAAGAUGAGAAGAAGCAGGGUAGUCCAAAUUAUGAUCCACUUCUGAACUGUUUGACAUGAUAUGUAUAAAUAAGAUUUGAUUUUUUAAAUUUUUUUAUUCUUUAUAAUGAUAUGUUCAAUGAUCAGAGGCUUUCAAAGUAUUCAGAAAUAAAAAAGCAAUCACUAAAAUAUUUAAUUGCACCCUAUGUAAGUAUUUACUUAAAUGUAAGGGAAAAGGAACAGCAGCAGUGGGUGAAUGUGAGAGUUAAGGAUUCCUCUGCAAUAAAUUGCCUAUAUUUUCUGUCCUGUUUUAUAGUCUUCAAUAAGAUAGGAAUUAUUUAUUUUAUGAAAACAUGCUUUUUUAUUAUGUUUGCAUAAUUAUUUUGUGGAAGAAACCUACUGUGCAAAUUAUUGUGGAAAUCAUUCGACCAUUCUGUUUCUCUAGUUGUACUUGAUGCAUUGGUUGGCACAUGUUGCACGAAACGGUCAUUGUUUACAGUAAAUUAACUUCAGUAGUUUUAGCAAGAGUCCUUUAACAUGUAUAAUUGUAA